This is a messenger RNA of Oppiella nova, 1632 nucleotides long. The record is from the annotation of a GenBank genome assembly. Lineage: Eukaryota; Metazoa; Arthropoda; Arachnida; Sarcoptiformes; Oppiidae.
AUGACAUCCAACUCAAACAACUCGACCGCAGACUCUCCCUGUUGUUCGUCAACCGGAGGCACCGAUAGUCGCAAUCAUACGACUAAUGCCACGANUACGACUAAUGCCACGAAUAAUACAAAUAUGAACUUAAAUUCAAACGAUGAGACCAACCAUUUGCAGCCAACUGUCCAACAGUCCAAUACUCCGUUAUCUCCAUCCACUUCAUCAGUCUGUGCGCUAACCACUCCUUACGACUCGCGACUCAUAUCAGGCUAUCCCAGACUCGGAGGCUUUUAUGGCUCCUCUUAUUCCGAACAGAACUCCUUUUAUACCUCCGGAACCAAUCCUUUCUACUCUUCGUUUAGUUAUAAACUCCAGGGAAACCCCUAUGACUUGAAAGACCCAAAUGGGAACGGGUGGGGAGCGUUGCCCCAAACCACGUGCUACCUCUACGAUCCCAUAUAUAGCCCGUACAGCGAAAGGUACGGCACUAUGGAUGGAGUGGCCAGACGUAAGAAUGUGACCCGAGAUUCAACGACAACGUUGAAGGCAUGGCUGAGCGAACACCGCAAGAAUCCCUAUCCCACCAAAGGCGAGAAGAUAAUGCUCGCUAUCAUCACCAAGAUGACUUUAACUCAAGUGUCUACAUGGUUUGCGAACGCCCGGCGCCGCCUGAAAAAGGAGAAUAAGAUGACGUGGGAGCCCAGGAAUAGGUGCGAUGACAACGAUGAAGAUAUUAUGACUAGUGAUGAGGAAAACGAUCAUAAAGUCGAGUCAGUGGACACGGAUGGCGAACAGACUGCUAAUCAUAACAAUAUUCGCAAAGAUUUGGAUAUAAGCCGUCAAUUUAUGGAUCCGAUUAAAGUUUCUCUAAAUAGGUUCAUAUGUCUUAAGCCCCCUAUCGUUAGAUCCAUGGCUGGAGCGGUGGCAGUGGUGGCAGUCCUGGCACUGGUGGUCAUUACAGAUGCAAAAUCACGCUCAGGCAGAGUCUCAAUGAGAUAUCCAACUGAGACUUACACUGGCAUACAGUGCCAGCACUACCAGCACAGGAAUUCGUCUCAAUCACCCAUUGAGAGAGAAUGUGCUCAGAAUUGUGGAGAGAGUUCCUCAGUGAAGGGAUCAGCACUCGUUGUGCAAAACAAACACAACACAGCAGUCGCUUAUGGGAACCUAUUUAGUCGACUCAAUCCCAAUCUGUCUGAGAGCUCGAGAUGCCAUUCAAUGCAAACAUCAGCCAACUGUGCGAUCGCACCGGCAAUGAAUAGUUCCCUAACAACUUGUUCUACAACUAAUGAUAAUCUUCACCAUCACUUCAAUGAUAAAUGCAAUCCAAUAAACAAUACAUCAAAACCUAAAAUCUGGUCAUUGGCUGAAACAGCGACAGAAGACAAACCAAAGAGUCCAUUAUCUCAUCUCAACCACAAUCUCAGUCCUAAUAUGAAUCUCGCGCCACCACUUCACCUCUCGGCUAAUCUACACCCCAACCCAUUAUCAUCGCCUGUGGCCACUAAUAUAAGCGGUUGGUGUCACCCGACACACUCCCACAGCCCGUACUCUACAGUCAAUCCGUACGCAACCCAUUAUAUGCCAUCACUCGGACGACACUUCACUCACCCCUCGUCCGCCACAUCACUACCUCCACAGAACUAA